Messenger RNA from Cyphomyrmex costatus, 1210 nucleotides. RefSeq names its product putative leucine-rich repeat-containing protein DDB_G0290503. The transcript has 6 exons. Bases 194 to 1210 code for a protein of 338 amino acids. The record is from RefSeq and is a predicted model, not a curated record. Lineage: Eukaryota; Metazoa; Arthropoda; Insecta; Hymenoptera; Formicidae.
AGUAAUUGACAACUUUCUGGUCGUGUUCCAUUUAUUCAAGUCUUCUCUCUAAGUAAUUGACAACUGUUGACAACAACUCAGUGAAGUUUGAUGAUGUCGCGCGGAAUCUAAUGUCUUGCAUUUUUCAUGAAUAUAUUCAUAAAUAAAUGUUCAACAACAUCUAACAGUCAAUGUGACUUUAAUAAGUGCCAAAAUGAGUAAGAUACAUAAGACCGGUACUAUCAAGAAAAAUAGUUCAGGCAAUUAUCAACGAACCUGUAAACCUGGUGAUGCAGAACAAAAGAAGCGUGUCACAAUGAGCCCGUCCAACGAAGUUAUAAUGUUCGGUCAGGAUCAUAUUGUAGAAGUCACAGUAAGAAAAAAGAAUCAGGGUCAGAAACGUACUUCACCUGUAGUGAGUUGUAACCAUGAACAGAAAGCUGAGAAGAUAAGAUCUAUGACUACUGAUAAUAACACUCCACCAAACUGGGGUAAUGUUUUUAAUCAGAAUUUGUUACAUGUAUCAAAACAACACUCUUCUAAACAAAGUGGAAAAGAAGCAGAAAAGAAUAUAAAUGCUAAAAAACAACAGAAAAGUACUGUGAAACAUGAUUGUGCAGUACAAUGUUCUGAUUAUGAUUUUAACAAACUUAUUACUGAUUUUAAUCCACUACACAUGUUACAUUUAAUCAAACAGUUAAAAGAUUUAGUUAAUAAAAAUGAUAAAAGAAUCUGUGAAAUUUUUACUGAAAUGGAACAAAUAUUGCAGAAAGUACCGGAUCUAGAAACCAAAGCAGAAUUCAAUGCAGUUCCACUAAAGGAAUCUAGUAAAAAAAUAAGAACUGUGUCAUAUGAAUCAUUCAUAUUAGAACGAGAAAAAUUAAAAAGUGAAAUUCAAGAGCGAGAUGAACGAUUAAAGGAAGUUGAUCAAAAAUAUGCAGACUUAAAAUUUCAAGUAGAAAGACUUACACAACAACUGAAAGAAGCCACUUAUAAAAAGAACGAUACAAUGUCAAGGCUAAUGCAACAAAUUGAAAACAACGAAAGAACGAUUACAGAUCUAAAAACGAAUCUAAAUAAGCAAACAGAACUUGCACGAAAAAAUGAUAUUGAUAACGAAUAUUUAACAAUGGAAAUAAAUAAACUUUCGAAGUUAUCUUCUUAUAAAGAUGCACAAAUUACUGAUUAUCGAAAUACAAUACAGUUAGUAUAUUACACAUUCUACUUUUAA